UCCACCGCCGACUCAACAUCAUUAGCAACAGCAGCAGCAGUCCACCACCACCACCUUCCUCAGUCGCCGCCUCCAGCAAAUCCUUCCAGAAACAGUGCGAGCGAGGAGUUAUAUCGUCGCAAAUCCGGAGAGAGAAAAACGAAAAUUUUUACCGAACAGUUGAAGUUGCUGGUCGUAUCCCCGCCUAAAAGCGUUCGUGCAAGAACUUGAGGAUCCGUGACGCCACGAGUUGUGAGACGGAUUCUCGUGAACGUCACUCGCAUUUGUUUUUUCUUCAAGUUUUUUUUUUGUACGCAUUAUCCUCGUUCCCUCGGCGACUUCUGUGCCACAGUGAUGGCUAGGUUUGACUGUGCAAGUGUGGUGUUGGUGGUGGUGCUGGGGGUGUGUCUCCUCCACUCCGUUAGCGCCGACUCUUCUCCAACGGUGUACGAGCUGCCCUCCAACGCUACCGUUGUCAACGGAGGCCCCAUCGUCACGGGAUUCAGCUGUGACGGGCUGCAGUACGGGUACUACGCCGACGUCGCCAACGGCUGUAGAGUCUUCCAUGUGUGUUACCCCUACCUGGACGCUGACCAGUUCCUGCGGACCCGUAUGUGGUCCUUCAUCUGCGGCCAGGGCGCGGUCUUCAACCAGGUGGCGCUAGUGUGUGACCACACUAAGGACUCCAUCCCCUGUGAAGACUCGCCCAAACACUUCGACUCCUCAAACGGCUACUUUGGACUCAAGGAUGUCAACUUUAGAGAGUAGAUGUGCGCCUUGGUUCUUGAUGGUAGUUAAUAAGAGAUACCAGUAGAUGGUUAUAUGCUAGUAGAUCAGAUAUACUAGUAGAUAAGAUAUACUAGUAGAUCAGAUAUACUAGUAGAUCAGAUAUACUAGUAGAUCAGAUAUACUAGUAGAUCAGAUAUACUAGUAGAUCAGAUAUACUAGUAAGUCUGAUAUACUAGUAAAUGGUAGUUCAGAUGUACAAAUAGAUGGUGGAUCAGAGAUAAUACUAGAUGGCAGAUUAGAGAUACCAGUAGAUAGUAGAUUAUAGAUACUAGUAUAUGGUAGAUCAGAUAUAAUUACUACUAUUUUGAGAUAGAAGGAAAGGAUUGUAGACAACCACAAAUGUAAUAUUUUUUGUAAUAGGUAAGUAAAUAAAGAUACUGGAAGAACAGAGAUGACGAGAGAUAAAAAGAAGGAUUAAAGUAUGCAAAUGAAAUAAGAGAUAAUGAGAAAUGGAUAAAAAAAAUAGUAGAUGAGAGAGAGAGAGAGAGAG
Molecule: messenger RNA, 1258 nt
Organism: Procambarus clarkii (red swamp crayfish)
Lineage: Eukaryota; Metazoa; Arthropoda; Malacostraca; Decapoda; Cambaridae
Product: U-scoloptoxin(01)-Cw1a
Cellular component (GO): extracellular region
Molecular function (GO): chitin binding
Source: RefSeq, a predicted model, not a curated record